AUGAACCAUUGGGAGUGCGAGGCAAAAGUUUUCGAGGCCGCGUUCAUGGCUCGCCGCGUCACCCCCGAAGAAGAGUGGUUCUGUGGGUGCGCAAUGGCCCAGUUCAGGACCAAGAAGCCUUUCCUGCCCAUGCUUCUCACCUGCAAGCAAAUAGUCCAGAGGUACAUGGAGUGUGUCGAAUCUAUCUACAAGUCGAUCACAUUCGUCUUCCUAGACCAAGUCACGCUAGAGCGAUUCUUCGGAACCUGUGCGAAGCCUACCCUGGCCAACAGCCCGUUCCUGCGAUAUACCCCGCGUGUAGAAAUAUCCCUCCCCGUGAGUUUCACCCAGCUGCAGGGAUGCAGCUACAACUUCGACACCAACCACGGGCACUGGCGCCCCGAGAACUUUUGUCCCCGCCCCUCGUGGACACGUCCUCAUUCCCACACGCCCACGAUAUCGACCGUCGGUGAAAAUCUGGACCCCCGUUGCGAGAUGGUGAUCACGAGCGCGCUGAGCGGGGGUGUCGGACCCGAGUUCGGAUAUCUCACCGGCGACGACAUCUUCCACCCCAAGGUACGCGUUUGGAAGCGUUAUGUCGGGGAUUUGUUCCUUGCUGGGUAUGGCAGACGGUUCCCCUCCCUCGGGGCUAUCGUGUACUCUCCCCAAAGAUACGUCGCCUAUGUGCCUUGA
Parascedosporium putredinis is the source of this 672-nucleotide messenger RNA. The record is from the annotation of a GenBank genome assembly. NCBI's taxonomy places the organism in Eukaryota, Fungi, Ascomycota, Sordariomycetes, Microascales, Microascaceae.